Messenger RNA from Setaria italica (foxtail millet), 2390 nucleotides. Its product is annotated as polycomb group protein EMBRYONIC FLOWER 2. Lineage: Eukaryota; Viridiplantae; Streptophyta; Magnoliopsida; Poales; Poaceae. Gene Ontology annotation, molecular function: chromatin DNA binding. The transcript is spliced from 21 exons. Bases 302 to 2173 code for a protein of 623 amino acids. Gene Ontology annotation, cellular component: nucleus. The record is from RefSeq and is a predicted model, not a curated record.
GGUACGAGAAGGAAAAAAAAAAAACUUCCUUCACUGCAACGGGAAAACCGCAGUGCAGCAGUCCUCCUUUCCCCUCUGCGAUUUUGCCUAAUUCCUCUCCGCCCCUCCAGUCCUGUGGCCACCGCUCUAGGCCGCCGUCGCCGAUCCCGCCCACACUCCCGCGCCUCGCCGCCCGCUCCUGCCCCCGCCCCUGCUCGCGCUGCUGAUGACGUGAUCCGUCCGUAGGGUGGGUUCCUGCGUGCGGACAGAGUUCGUCGGGGGUCCCGGUCCGCAAGACCCUAGGGGUUCGUCGGCGGCGAGGAUGCCCGGCCUGCCUCUACCUCAACCUCCAGCACAGACUACUGAAUGCGAAUAUGCUCAUCCUGGGCCUGCGGGCCACAUCUUCCGUCAGAGGUCAAGAGCUGGAUUGUCUCCAGAUGAGAAACUUGCUGCUGAAAAAGAUCUGGCGCUGUACUGCAAACCAGUUGAGCUCUACAAUAUUAUUCAGCGGCGAGCCAUUAAAAAUCCCCCUUUUAUGCAAAGAUGCCUUCUUUACAAUAUACUAGCGAAGAGGAAAAAGAGGAUUCAGAUAACCAUAUCACUUUCUGGAAGUGCAAAUACCGAAUUGCAAGCACAGAAUAUCUUUCCUCUUUAUGUUCUGUUAGCUAGACCUACUAGUAAUGUUUUGCUUGAAGGGCAUUCUCCAAUUUAUCGGUUCAGCCGAGUUUGUUUGCUUACUUCUUUUAGUGAAUUUGGAAAUAAAGACAACACUGAAGCCACAUUCAUCAUUCCUGAUGUGAAGAAUCUGUCAACCUCCCGUUCUUGCAACCUUGACAUUAUCCUUAUUAGCUGUGGGCAAGUUGGACAAAGUACUGGUGAAGAUUACUGCUCUGGGAACCAUGUGGAGAGCUCAUCUCUCCAAAAGCUUGAAGGGAAAUGUUCCUGGGGUAAAAUACCAACUAAUUUACUUGCUUCAUCUUUGGAGAGUUGUGUGACUUUAAGCUUGGGAACAAUUGUGGAGUUGGCUUCUAAAGUUACAAUGAGACCAAGCUUCCUAGAGGCAAAAUUUCUGGAGCAAGACAGUUGCUUGACAUUUUGCUCCCAUAAGGUUGAUGCUACGGGUUCAUAUCAGUUACAACUAUGCAUGUCUGCACAAAAGGCUGGUGCAAAAAACAUGUCUUUGUCUCCCUAUAAAAGUUACUCAUAUAAUGAUCCUCCACCCGCGUCAUUUUCAGAUAUCAUAAGGUUAAGAGCUGGCAAUGUAAUUUUUAAUUACAAGUACUACUAUGAUACGAUGCAUGAGACUGAAGUCACUGAAGAUUUUUCUUGUCCAUUUUGUUACGUACGAUGUGGAAGUUUCAAGGGUCUGGGAUGUCAUUUAAACUCGUCGCAUGACCAAUUCUGCUAUGAAUUUUGGAUAUCUGAAGAGUAUCAGGUUGUUAAUGUUCGUCUGAAAGCCGAUGCCUCAAGAACUGAGUUUUUGGCCGAGGGAGUUGAUCCAAGGCAUCAAACAUUUUCUUACCGCUCAAGAUUUAAGAAGCGUAGACGAUUGAAGACCACAACUGAGAAAAUCAGGCAUGUACAUUCACAUAUCAUGGAAUCAGGGUCACCUGAAGAUGCACAGGCAGGAUCUGAAGAAGAAUAUGUGCAAGGGAAAAAUGGGACUUCUGUAGCAAAUGCUUCAAUUGAUCCUGCUCAAUCAUUACAUGGUAGCAAUCUUUCGCCGCCAACAGUACUGCAGUUCGGGAAGACAAGGAAGCUAUCUGAGCGAGCUGACCCUAGAAAUCGGCAACUCCUGCAAAAACGCCAGUUCUUCCAUUCACACAGGGCACAGCCAAUGGCAUUGGAACAAGUGUUCUCAGAUCGUGAUAGUGAAGACGAAGUUGAUGAUGAUAUUGCCGACUUUGAGGAUAGAAGAAUGCUUGAUGAUUUUGUUGAUGUUACAAAAGAUGAGAAGCUUAUUAUGCAUAUGUGGAAUUCAUUUGUUCGAAAACAAAGGGUGCUAGCUGAUGGCCAUAUACCUUGGGCCUGCGAGGCAUUCUCCCAGUCCCAUGGACAGCAACUUGUACAGAACCCUGCUCUUCUAUGGGGCUGGCGUUUCUUCAUGAUUAAACUCUGGAACCACAGCCUUCUAGACGCUCGCACCAUGGACACGUGCAACACAAUCCUCCAAGGUUUCCAAGACAAGAAGUAAUUUCAAUGCUUCGGGGGGAACAACUGUUCGUAAAGCUGUUCCUGGGGGAAGAGAGGAGGGUCAUUGUUUCAUUCAUGAUUGAUGUCGAUUGUAUUAAUUGUUGCUGAAAAGAGAUGACGUAACAGGGGCACCUCCCAAACUGUAACAAUAUACUGUAUCCUGGGUGAUACUUGGAUUUGAUGAAUAUUAGUGAUGUUUCCUUACUUAAGAGUUGUGA